GUGACAUAGUCAGUAUGACCAGUCAUCGUUUCGCGUCAUUAUCGUUGUAGCCAUCGCGUGAUCCAAAUGACCGGCAGUGAGUGACAACUGCGACUCUGGUACUUCUGGUACUCUUUCUCAGUUCGGAGCUAGAAUUGGUUCGGUGUGUAAUUCGAUUUUUGAAGGAGAAAACGAGUCGCGAGUCGCCGCGGCAUCAACAGCAAGCAGUCAUUAAACGUCAUCGGCUAAGUGCGCUCCGAUUUAAGGUGACACUUCUAAAAGUGUUUUUAUUGCGGAGAGGAUUCGCACUCUUAUCGGGAGUAUCGCGUGAAUAAACAAAGAAGAGUGAUACCGCACCUCAAAAGAGUAAAUAGAAAGAAGAAAUAUUGCAUUCUCUGUCGUUUGUUCAGUAUCGAGGAGGAAAUAUGUCGACGGAGGAAAAGUUCAACGCCGCCGUAAAUGUCAUCAGGAAUUUGCCGAAAAAUGGAGCAUAUCAACCUAGCAACGAGAUUAUGCUGCGUUUUUAUUCGUACUACAAACAAGCGACUGAAGGGCCCUGUCAGCAAGCUAAACCCGCAUUCUGGGAGGUAGUCAAGAAAGCGAAAUGGGACGCAUGGUCGCGUCUUGGCAAUAUGAGUCGUAUGGAAGCCAUGAACAAUUAUGUGGAGGAACUAACAAAAAUUGUCGAAACUAUGUCUUAUACGGAUAAUGUGGCAACGUUCCUCGGCAGUUUGGAUUCAUUUUACGAAAGUAUACCAGCUGAAGAUUUGGAAUUACUUGUGGGACCAGUAUUAGAGCGUAUACGCUCCCAACCAGGAUCACCAUUGUCUGGCUCACCAUUAAUGUCUAGAGAAACAUCACCUCAUAGAGUUUGCAGUACUUCUCGACACAUAACGAGUAGUUUGGAAACCAGUCCGACCAGCAGUCGCACUGCAAGCCCACUGCCACAAGACACUGAUGGCGAAGAAGAAGAAUUUAUAGAUACUGUUGAGUCAGCACCAGAAAAAAUGCAAAAAGAUGCAUCUAAGCUCACUGCUCCUUCUCAAAAGGUACAAAUUGCGGCAAAUAACGGAGUAGAUCAUUCAAAUACAGAGAAUAUUAUAAAAGAGAACACUGAAUUGACAAAUAAAUACAACAGUGUUAAUGGUCACGCGGAGAAGAUACAGGAGAACCAUCGAGAGAGAAGUAGACAGAGAACGAAAAAAGAUGAUAGUAAAGUCAACGCCGAAUUUCUAAAUCAAAUUGCAACGACCAUGCAGCAUUUACAGAGAGAUCUGGACCGAAUAACGGCUAGAGUCCGGAGCUUGGAAGGACAAGCUCUGCAAGCGAUGGCACCACAGACUGAAAACACCAUUAGACGCACAUAUGCAAGAUGGUGGCCGUUGCAAGAAUGUUCGCCGCGUUUGUUCGCCUUACUAAUUUUAUGGCCAUUUGUCGCUCAUCUGCUAAUCAAUUUUACGCAGCGCUAUCGCCAACGAAAACUGUGAUGCUACAGCCAUUACCUCUACACGAUUGAAAAUCUAUUUCCAUUUACCGGAUUACUAAUGUUGAGUUGUAAACAUACAUACUUUUUAAUUUUAUAUUUUUUAUAGAAGUAAAGAAUGCUCUCCUAAUGCAAUCUACGAUUACAUUAGUAAACGUGAAUUGUGAUAAAACUUGAUCAGUCUCUAUAUAUUUUUGCAUAUGUACGGCCUGUUUCGAAAGUUGCAGUUUUCUUAUAUAUAAAUAUGUAUAUGUGUGUAUAUAUAUAUAUAUAUAUAUACAUAUAUACAUAUAUACAUAUAUAUACAUAUACAUACAUACAUAUAUAUAUAUAUUUUUUUUUUUUUUUUCCAAUCAAUAUUAUGUCGAUCAAUCCUCAACAAAAGCGUCAUUCAAAAGCCAUUUUGAUCUACAACUUAUACUAAUAAGAAAGUAUGACAUUCUAUUAAAUUAAAAUUCAAUAGCUCAAUUUGCUAAUAUCACACAUUUUUAUAAACAAAUAAUAAUGUAAAAUACAUACAAAAAAAAUUUUUAUUUUGUAGAUAUUUUAUUGUUUAUUUAAAUUUGUAUUGAUUCAUAAUAUAUCUAUAGCAAUUUAUUACAAUUCUUUAUAAUUACUAUUGUUCAAAAAAUAUGUGAACAAGAUAUAGAGAUAACUUAUUUUUUUGUGUUAGUUUACUUUUUAAUGUUUAUACUUUAGAAAGCAAUAGGCAAUUUUCGUUAUACCUUAAAAUAAAAAAACAAAUAUAUAUAGUUCAAUGGUUUCUAAGGUGGAUUGUAUGUAUUAUAAAUAGCUGUAUAUUCAUAAAUUGUAAUAUAUGCAAGGAAAGCAAAUCCUUUUGUAUAUAUGUAAGAGCAUAUAUAGUUAUAUAAUAGUAAUAUAUAUUAAUAUAUGCAUUUUAUAUGUAAUGCAAAUGUUUAAGAAUAUGGGGUUUUUAAAGUAUAUAUUGGCGUUAUGGCCACAACAUCAUCAUUAAUAAAUAAUACUUUUACGAUCAAAGGAGCAUUUAUACGUAUCAAACAAUUGUGGUGGAUAUUAUGUACAUAUGUGCAAAAUGUAUAUGAACAAAUAUACAAGUUUUUAAUUAUUAUUGCUUAAA
This is a messenger RNA of Cataglyphis hispanica, 2561 nucleotides long. RefSeq names its product acyl-CoA-binding domain-containing protein 5. NCBI's taxonomy places the organism in Eukaryota, Metazoa, Arthropoda, Insecta, Hymenoptera, Formicidae. Gene Ontology annotation, molecular function: fatty-acyl-CoA binding. The coding region runs from base 405 to 1466 and encodes 353 amino acids. Gene Ontology annotation, biological process: fatty acid metabolic process. The record is from RefSeq and is a predicted model, not a curated record. The transcript has 6 exons.